Annulohypoxylon maeteangense is the source of this 1803-nucleotide messenger RNA. RefSeq names its product protein kinase. Bases 1 to 1803 code for a protein of 600 amino acids. The record is from RefSeq and is a predicted model, not a curated record. The transcript is spliced from 2 exons. Lineage: Eukaryota; Fungi; Ascomycota; Sordariomycetes; Xylariales; Hypoxylaceae. Gene Ontology annotation, molecular function: ATP binding; protein serine/threonine kinase activity. Gene Ontology annotation, biological process: peptidyl-threonine phosphorylation; peptidyl-serine phosphorylation.
AUGUCUAAUCUACUACGCCUAACAAGAAAAUCGAAGCAGCUCGGAUUGCAUAACUCAGAAAGAGUUCGAAAAGUCACCGAUCGAGGGCAGGCUAAUUAUGACUUGGCGAAUAGUUAUCAUUCUCAAAGGCACCUUAAGGUUAAAUUCAAACCCGAACCGGUUCCCGACAACUAUGAAGAUGAGAUCGGCAAAGCGCUUGACGAUGCGAAAGAAAUCAGUGUUCUAGAUCCAACCAGGAAAUACCUCCCCAGACACAAGCUCCCUGAAAUUCUAAAUCCAGAGAGGGUUCGAACUAUCUUGAGUUUACCAGACUUCGAAAGAUGUCUCGAUAAAGAUAAGCUGAUGGAAGACAUAUUGGGCCGACGGCAGCUUCUAAAGCUGUUGGCGGUGCUAAUUGGAAUUAACAAAACGCGGGAGCUUCUCAAAUAUGUUGAAGAUGGAGUGGACGAUCGAUGCCUUCCGAUGUCUUUAGAUGCCUCACAAAAACCCUUUUGCCAACUUCAUCAGACACACCACAAGACACUCCACGCAUAUCUUCGGGACGAAUUUAGAGAUCAUUUCUCUUCGUGGUCUUACUCCCUGAGCGCCCCGUACAUGAGCUACGCACCGAAUCUCCACUCCCACUACGUGUUGAAUCCUUGGGAUGUAUUCCCUAUGAAAGGAAAGAAAAUGCACAAGAAAUCGAUAACUAUGAAAAACGGCAACCCAAUGGAACCACUGCCUCCUGAUGUCAACUUGGAUGGCGGUUUCAGUGAAGUAUAUCGAGUUGUUAUCGAGGCGAGUCAUCACAACUUUGGACAGCUUGGAAUACGCCAUCCCGAUGGAAUUUUUGCGUUAAAAAAACUUAACACCAAUAGCGAAGAAGAGUUUAAUAUGGAAUUAGCCUCUCUACUAUUCUCUAUGGAUAAAGCCUCUGGGAAGCCCGCGAGCAAGCAUCUAAUUCAACUCUUGGCUACAUUUGAAGUCUCGGACCCAAAUUCCGAAGACAAGUGUCCGACGUACUACUUGCUUUUUGACUGGGCCGAGGGAAACCUCCCACAGUUCUGGGAAAGAAUGGAAGAGGUUUAUGUUAGGAAUAGGAGUCACUGCAAAUGGAUGUCCCUGCAAUUUCACGAGAUCUGCUUAGCACUUCAGUCCGUACAUAACGAACGUGAAAGAACUUUGAAGUUCAUCAACGAGAGCGAUAGUCUUGACCUAUACGGACGGCAUGGUGAUAUCAAGCCAGACAACUUCUUAUGGUUUCGCCCUGAACAAUCAUCAGAUUUACUUGCCCUAUCUGAUUUCGGCCUAGGAAGACUACACACCCAGGUAUCCCGAUCCAACCAGAAUCCACAAAGUCUUGCUAGAACAGCAACCUACAUAGCACCAGAGUUCGACCUGGAGAAUGGUAUGAUCUCCCGUGCUUCCGACAUAUACAGUCUAGGGUGCGUAUUUCUUGAAUACGUCACUUGGUUCUUGCUAGGCUACGACAGUGUUAUAAAGGACUUCCCGGAUCAAAGGAUGGAUAAGGACAUUUUUGCUGGAUGGAAAUCAGAUAAGUUCUUCAUGAUCGAAGUCGACGAGAACGGAGCUCAAACUCCUAUCAUGAAACCACAGGUCCGAGACUGGAUCUCUAAACUGCAGAAGCACGAUGAUUGCAGCUGGUACCUUCACCAACUCCUUGAGAUAAUAGGGGAUAAGAUGCUCGAGCCAGAGCGAGCAAAGAGGAUCGACAUCGCAAGUCUUGCCGACGAGAUGAAUAAGCUUCGAAGAGCAUGCGAGGGCGACGAGUCAUUUUACCUAGAUGCUAAGCUAAAGCGCUAG